Lodderomyces orthopsilosis Co 90-125 is the source of this 4923-nucleotide messenger RNA. RefSeq names its product adenylate cyclase (gene CYR1). Gene Ontology annotation, molecular function: protein binding. Gene Ontology annotation, biological process: cyclic nucleotide biosynthetic process; intracellular signal transduction. The coding region runs from base 1 to 4923 and encodes 1640 amino acids. Lineage: Eukaryota; Fungi; Ascomycota; Pichiomycetes; Serinales; Debaryomycetaceae. The transcript has a single exon. The record is from RefSeq and is a predicted model, not a curated record.
AUGACAAACCCAAACAAUCUUGAAAACUAUCGUGGUUUUCAUGCCAAUAGGAGGCCAAAUAACAGUAGCAAUGUGCCCCCAUUGCUUCAUCCUAUAAAACCCAAAUUCAAGAAAAAGAGCAGUUCGUUGUUCAACAAAUUGAUAUAUUCUAGAAAAGAGAGCGGCGGGGAUGAGGAAGAGCAACAAGAUGAUGAUGACGACUCCAAGAAGGAGCAUCUAUUAUCCUCAUCAGAUGCCUCAGUCUCUCCAACCCAGUCUGGCCAGUCUUCACGUGCCAAUUCGAUUGCAUCAGAUGAGCAACUAAUUCAACAGGACCACCAACCAAAACGCAAAAGCAAUUCAUCUGCGUCUUCAAGUCACUCGAAGCAUAAGUUUAGACUCCCAUCACUAUCGUUGGAUUAUCAUCCGCAUCAUGUCUCUUCUGUACUGCCAAACCUGUUACAGAUGUCUCAACUAGACCAUCCAGUGACUCCAUUGAAACCAAGACACGAUGUGUAUUCAACACCUUCGCCAUCUGAAGUAUCACAAAGGGAACAAUCUGUGUCAUCAUUACAUUCUUUGGGCCCCACAGAUAAAAUGAUGUCCUUAGAUUUAAAUUUGGAUGAGAUGAGAGACAUUGUGAAAACUGAUGAGACUGCGGCACCUAAGCAAAAUUGGAAGGCACCAGAUAGUUGGGAUGUGAAAGCUUCAAAAAUAGAGGAAUUACCGGAGGAGUUUGCUGAGCCCGAUUUUGUGGAGAAACUGUUGCCAGUGCUUUAUGGUACAAGACAAGGAUCACAUGUGUCGAAGUCAAUGGACCCACAUCCUAGUCACAUUAUUCGAAUAUUUAAAGAAGAUAACACAUUUACAACUAUAUUGUGCCCAUUAGAAACAACAACUACCGAGCUUUUAGCAAUUGUGCAGAAAAAGUUCUUUUUAGAAUCGGCAUCAAAUUAUCAGUUGUCGGUGCACAUUGGAAACUGCGUCAAGGUUUUGGAAAGUUUCGAAAAACCAAUCAAGAUUCAAACGGGGUUGCUUCUUUUGAGUGGAUACACCGAGGACGAUAACUUGAGGAUCAUUGGAAGGGGAGACAUGUCAUUUGUGUGCAAAUUUGUGGUGGAGAAUGUAUACCUUAGAAGCUUGACACAUGAGGAAGAGGCGUUACUAUCGAAAAAUUAUGUCGAUGUGAACAUAUCCUCUCUAAACCUUAAAAAUAUUCCCAUUAUAUUCCACCAGCACACUUAUGAAAUUGAAAAGUUGAAUGUUUCAGAAAACCCCUCAAUUUACAUACCAUUAGAUUUUAUUCAGUCCUGUACUAAUUUGACGAGUGUCAACUUUUCGCGAAAUGGAUGUUCGAAAUUUCCCACCAAUCUUCUUGAAGCAACUGGGCUUACCCAUUUGAAUCUCGAGAUGAAUUUUUUGGAUGACUUGCCGGUGAAGAUCAAUACCCUUGACAAUUUGACUCAUUUGAAGCUCAAUUCGAAUCAGUUGUCACUGCUUCCGAAAUCUUUUGGUGAACUUAAAAACUUGGUGUAUCUCAAUUUGUCGUCAAACUACUUCAUCAACUACCCAGAACCAGUCAAUGAUUUGGAUAAAUUGAUUGAGUUGGACUUGUCAUACAACGAUCUUUCAUACUUACCGGAAUCGAUGGUGAAUUUAAAAAGCUUACAGAAAUUGAAUUUGUGCACAAACAAACUUGAUAAAGCCCUACCCUUCUUUCUUGCGGGACUUCAGUCAUUAAAGAGAUUGGAUAUUCGUUACAACCAGAUAGCAAAUGUAGAUGUAUUAGGAGAGUUGCCAAACCUUGAAGUUUUGUAUGCAUCCAGAAAUGCGAUAUCAGCAUUCUGCGAUCAAAUGGAGAAUCUAAGGCUUCUCCACUUUGAUAAAAAUCCAAUCACAGAGUUAAAAUUCAUCAACCAAUUACAAAUGCUCAACAUUUUAGACUUAUCAAAGGCAAAGAUCACUGCUAUACCUGCAGAAUUUGUGGUUAAGAUCCCCAACAUUGAAAAAUUGGUUCUUGACAAAAACCAUUUGGUGACACUCCCACAAGAAUUAGGUCAAUUGACGAGGUUAUCCUAUCUAUCCAUCUACUCAAAUAACUUGCAAUCAGUACCAACCUCAAUAGGGAACCUAGCUAAUUUACAAUACUUGAACCUACACUCCAAUAGCAUCCAAACCUUGCCGGACGAGAUUUGGAAUUUGAGAUCUUUGGCAGUAUUGAAUGUGGCUAGUAAUAACCUUACAUCAUUCCCUAAGCCACCUUUUGCCAUUGCAAAGAGAAUAUCCUCGUCGAACGAUUUUGGGGAGUUACCAGCAUCAGAAUCCAUCGCCGAUACCUUAUCCGUGCUAACAAUAUCGGAUAAUAGGCUAAACGAUGACUGCUUUGACGCAAUUUCUUUCUUAGUUGGUUUGAAAUCAUUAAACAUGUCGUAUAACGAUUUGAUUGAGAUUCCAGAAGGGUCAAUCUCUAGAAUGAGACGAUUGAAUGAGUUGUACUUAUCUGGUAACGACUUGACAACACUUCCUGCAGAUGAUCUAGAACAAUUGAAGGCAUUAAAGCUUCUUUACAUCAAUAACAACAAAUUGGUAUCACUUCCGGCAGAAUUGAGCAAGUUAACUAAUUUGCAGCAUUUAGAUGUGGGAUCAAAUCAGCUCAAGUACAACAUCUCCAACUGGCCAUACGACUGGAACUGGCAUUGGAAUAAGAACUUAAAGUACUUGAACUUUUCAGGGAACAAGAGAUUUGAAAUCAAGCAAAGUCAUGUCAAGAAUCCAGAGACCGGUGAGGAUUUUGAUAGUUUGUUAGUUUUAGACCAAUUGAAAGUGUUGGGUUUGAUUGAUGUCACUUUGACAACGACUUCUGUACCAGAACAAUCAGUCGACAAGAGGAUAAGAACAACAGCAUCCGAGUUGGACAAUAUUGGAUAUGGUGUGAGUGAUACUAUGGGCCAAAGAGACUACAUAUCGAAUCGAGAUUUGUUUAUACAAAAAUUCAGAGGCAAUGAAGAUGAAGUACUUAUUUGCUCAUUCGAUGGUAAGCAUGGAGCGCCAAAUCAGGGCCAUAGGAUUUCUCUAAUUGCACGAAAUAUGAUCACAAAGAGUGUCACUGAUGAGUUGACCAAGAUUAAUGAUGACCCAGACAAGGUUUACAUUGCCCUCAGAAGAGCGUUUUUGUCAUUUAACAAAGAAAUUAAUGGAAUUUUGUUGGCGAAAAAGAGCCAUACAUUCACGCCUGGUCCACAAUACUCCAAAGAACAAAGCGAGCUAAACUUGAUUGAUGACUCAAGAAGUGGUGCAUCUGCGACUGUCAUCUACAUCAGAAAUAAGAAGCUUUAUUGCGCAAACAUUGGAGAUAUCGAGACUUUGCUUUGUCAAAAUAAUGGUAACUUCCGCGUAUUGACCAAUGCUCAUAAACCAACGAAUCGUGAAGAGUUUGAAAGAAUCCGGGCCUCUGGUGGUUAUGUUUCUGGAAGCGGUGACUUGGACGGAGAUUUGCCCGUGUCUCGUGGCGCAGGUUACUUUUCCUACUUACCUCAUACCCAUUCUGGCCCUGAUGUAAGUGAGUUGACGUUGACAUCUGCUGAUGACUUGUUGGUUAUUGCCACGAAAGUAUUAUGGGACUAUAUUUCUUACGAGCUAGCUGUGGACAUCAUACGUCAAGAAAAGAAUGACCCAAUGGUUGCUGCCCAGAAAUUGCGUGACUUUGCUAUCUGCUAUGGGGCCUCGGAUAAAAUAACAGUGAUAGUAUUGACAUUUGGUGAGAAAACAAAACUGAAUGCCUUGUAUAACAAUCUUGGCCGUGAAUCUGACUUUUUCAAGAGAAGAAGAGAUAGACAAAUUGGAGGUGAUUCAACCCUUCGUAGAUUGGAAAGCGAAAUUGAACCACCAGUCGGUGAAUUGGCAUUGGUGUUUACCGAUAUCAAGAAUUCAACCUUACUUUGGGACUCAUACCCAGCACCAAUGAGGUCUGCCAUUAAAACUCACAACUCGAUCAUGAGACGUCAAUUGAGAAUAGUGGGUGGUUACGAGGUCAAAACAGAAGGUGAUGCAUUUAUGGUUGCAUUUCCUUCACCCACAUCGGCUCUCUUAUGGUGCUUCAACGUGCAACAAAAUUUGCUAACCGCCGAUUGGCCUACAGAGAUUCUUGAAACAGACCAAUGUUGCGAAGUUACUGAUGGAGCAGGAAAUGUGAUAUACCGUGGAUUGUCAGUGCGUAUGGGAAUACAUUGGGGCUCACCUGUAUGUGAACCCGAUGUUGUUACUGGAAGAAUGGACUAUUUUGGCCCUAUGGUGAAUAGGGCUUCUCGUAUUAGUGCAAUUGCUGACGGUGGUCAAAUUGCUGUAAGUUCAAAUUUUCUCGAUGAAAUGAGAGCAUUAACCGCUAUCCAUGAUGAUAUAAAGAACAACACCAAGACCAUUAGUGAUGCAUAUCAAGGAAAUAUCAAUGCUGGUAUUAUCAUCGAAAGGGAAUUGACUGCCAUUGAGGAGCUUGGAUCCAACUAUUACAAGAUUGGAGAGAGGAAGCUAAAGGGGUUGGAAACUCCAGAAUUGAUCACCUUGGUGUACUCAACCAGACUAAAGUUGAGGUUUGAGAUUUUUCAAAAGAGAUUGGAUGCAGAUGAAAAGCACAGUACUAGAGUGAUUGGCACGAUACCGAUCGAGUGCAUCACCGCGAUUAAUAACAUCUCACUACGUUUGGAAAACUUGUUGUCGUUUAUGAAUGGAGGCACCUACAUCAAAGAGGGAUUCAAACAAAAUCAGAGAUUAGUUGAUCCCAAUGUACAAGAAUUGUUGAAUUCGGUGACGAGAAUAGAAAACUCGGUAGCUACAUUGUAUUUAAGGCAAAUGAUGGAGCAGAAUAGUAACAAAACAUUCAGCAUGAGUCCGUUAACACAAGUAUUGGAUGAGUUAUCUGAAAUUAUGAAACGCGUACAGGGUACAUAG